Messenger RNA from Ochotona princeps (American pika), 552 nucleotides. It is a transcript of the gene LY6G6D, whose product is annotated as lymphocyte antigen 6 family member G6D. Gene Ontology annotation, biological process: acetylcholine receptor signaling pathway. Gene Ontology annotation, molecular function: acetylcholine receptor inhibitor activity. Gene Ontology annotation, cellular component: external side of plasma membrane. NCBI's taxonomy places the organism in Eukaryota, Metazoa, Chordata, Mammalia, Lagomorpha, Ochotonidae. The record is from RefSeq and is a predicted model, not a curated record. The transcript is spliced from 3 exons. Bases 1 to 438 code for a protein of 145 amino acids.
AUGAGCCCCCACUUGCUUGGGAUCCUGCUUGGCACCCUGCUGGGGGCAGCCCUAGGAACUUGCAUGAGGUGUGAGAACUGUGGCGGUCCCAGUGGUCCCAGCGGCCCCAGUGGCCCCAGCAGCUCCUGCAAAGAGAUCACAGCCUGUGGUGAGGGUGAGCGCUGUAGCAAUCUCCAACCAGGACUGGGACAAACCAAGAUCUCCGGGAACCCCUCAGGGACCUUGAGUCAUCAGCAUCCAGACUGUGUGGCUACCCAUCGUUCCAAUUCAAUGGAAACAGUGUGCGUGGGAGGCACGAUCUACAAAAUUCGCAAGGACUGCUGCUUCGGGAACCAAUGCAAUGGGCCUGUGGCAAGUGCUGUGGCUCCCAUGUGUAACUGGGUUGUGGCAGCCGUCACCAUCCUUGCCUGGCUUUUGCCAGGACUGUGGAGCUGGUAGUGGAAGCGGAGUGUAGGGAAGAGAGUCAAGGAAGCAGGCGAGUGAGGGAGAAUCCAACAUCUCAGAAGACAUGGACCUCUCUGUGAGCCAUUAAAAUCUGUUGACCACUCUGGA